GUGAAACUAUAAAAGUACAAGUGUGAAAAAUGUGUGAAAGAAAUAAAGUUCAAGUGUGAAGAUAGUGACAGAAGUAGAUGUGGCGAGGGAGGGGCUGCAGAGGCCCACGGGUCAAUGGUACCACUGGCGGUGUUCCUGGCACUUGCUUCCAUAAUCGGCACGACCGCACCAGCUGAUCAUGGCCGCAAUCUGAGCCCUGACCACGAGCACGGGACCAAUACUAGGCUAGCACACUUACUGUAUAGUAAACACGCCAUGACACAUUAUAGAAAAAAGCGGGACACGUCAGACGACCCGCGAUGCGCGCCGUUCAUGUAUGAGCCCGGGAAGCGGGCGCUGACCAACCCCAUGAACCCCGAGGACCAGGGCAAGCCGAGCGACAAACUGACAUACUCCAACCAUACCACGUGCAUCACUACUAUAGAUGGUGAGUACAUGUCCAUCUUGCAUCGGUUUCCCCAUCACUGA
Cydia fagiglandana is the source of this 468-nucleotide messenger RNA. RefSeq lists its product as uncharacterized. NCBI's taxonomy places the organism in Eukaryota, Metazoa, Arthropoda, Insecta, Lepidoptera, Tortricidae. The transcript has 3 exons. The record is from RefSeq and is a predicted model, not a curated record. The coding region runs from base 115 to 468 and encodes 117 amino acids.